Molecule: messenger RNA, 1233 nt
Organism: Phialemonium atrogriseum
Lineage: Eukaryota; Fungi; Ascomycota; Sordariomycetes; Cephalothecales; Cephalothecaceae
Product: endodeoxyribonuclease-like protein
Exons: 3
Coding region: 1-1233 (410 amino acids)
Cellular component (GO): cytosol
Molecular function (GO): 3'-5'-DNA exonuclease activity
Source: RefSeq, a predicted model, not a curated record
AUGGCGGCUUCAAAUGCCGUCUCCUCCACCCCUGGGGAACAGUUGGAUGGGUCCACUGGUUAUAAGCCCAGAUACGUCGAUAUUGGCAUCAAUCUAGCUGAUCCCAUCUACCGCGGCCGCUACCAUGGCUCGCAGCGGCAUCCAGACGACUUGAAUGGCGUGCUGCAAAGAGCAAAGGAGGUGGGAUGCUCGAAGCUCAUCGUGACGGGGUCAAGCUUCAAGAGCUCGAGGGAUGCUCUUAAACUCGCCGAAGAGUUCCCCGGCACCGUCUACACAACCGCGGGAAUCCACCCAUGUAGUAGCUCCAUAUUCAAGGCCUCGCACCCGCGGCACCACGAAGAGGACCACUCGGACGACGAGCAUACGCCCGCCUGCGGGCCGGACCCGACCCAGCCCAUCCAGGACGGCGACGCCAUCGACGCCGCCCGGAGCGCGACCAUCAUCCGCGACCUCGCCGCCUUCGUGCGGGAGGCGCGCUCGUCGCCCUCGCCGGCCGCCGCCCUCGUGGCCCUCGGCGAGUUCGGGCUCGACUACGACCGCCUGCACUACUGCUCGCGGGACGUGCAGCUGCACUCGUUCGCCGCGCAGCUCGACCUCGCCGCCUCGCUGUCGCCGCAGCUGCCGCUCUUCCUGCACUCGCGGGCCGCGCACGCCGACUUCGUCGGCCUCCUGCGGUCCAGGUUCGGCGAGCGGCUCGAGCGGCUCGAGCGGGGCGCCGUCGUCCACAGCUUCACCGGCACCGUCGAGGAGAUGCGCGAGCUGUCGGGCCUGGGGCUGUACAUCGGCAUCAACGGGUGCAGCUUCAAGACGGCAGAGAACUGCGCCGUCGUCGCAGAGGUCGGCCUGGACAGGCUAAUGAUCGAGACCGACGGGCCCUGGUGCGAGGUCCGCCCCAGCCACGAGGGGUGGAAGUACCUAGUCGAGCCGAGGCCCGCGGACGCGAACGGGGAGGCCGUCGCGGGCGGUGGUGGUCCGGUGGUGGACGGAGGAGAUGCGCCGGGCAAGGCGAGAAAGCAGGGGAAGAAGAAUCAGAAGAAGCAAUCCGAGGUCCCGGAGAGAUUCAAGGUGGUCAAGAAGGAGAAGUGGCAAGAGGGAGCAAUGGUGAAAGGACGGAAUGAGCCUUGCACGAUAGAACGGGUUGCCAAGAUCAUCGCCGGGAUUAAAGGGGUACCGGUGGAAGACGUGUGCGAGGCAGCCUGGGAGAACACGGUCAAGGUAUUCGGAUUGAACUGA